Molecule: messenger RNA, 1780 nt
Organism: Rosa chinensis
Lineage: Eukaryota; Viridiplantae; Streptophyta; Magnoliopsida; Rosales; Rosaceae
Product: protein SUPPRESSOR OF npr1-1, CONSTITUTIVE 1-like
Exons: 4
Coding region: 30-1448 (472 amino acids)
Source: RefSeq, a predicted model, not a curated record
CAACCGGCCAGUUGAAGGUCCUUCAGUGGAUGGGUUGUUCAUUACGAUCGUUGCCAAAGAGUUUUAAUCCGACGAAACUUAGUAUGCUGAGCAUGGGUGGGCCCUGCACGACUCCACUAAUCAAGGGAUUGAAGAAUAUGCGAUAUUUGAAAUCUAUCAAAUUGUCGUUCUAUGAUGACGGUCGAACAAGAAUUCCCAACUGUUUCUCAAUAAGAAAAAAAACAAGAAGAAUUCCCGACUUGUCUGGAUUAACAAGCUUAGAGUAUUUGGAGCUGUCUUAUUGUAAUUAUUUAGUUCAAGUUCAUCCUUCGGUUGGCCGUCUCGAUAAGCUCGUCAUUUUGAAACUCAGGAAUUGUGACAAGCUCCGGAUGUUUCAAAAGAGUAUCAACAUGAAAUCUCUGGAAACUCUGGAUCUCUCUUGGUGCCCGCUCAAGUUCUUCCCUGAAAUUGAGGGAGACAUGAAGUCUUUGAGUCACCUGGAUCUAAGUUGGAAUCGUGCCAUCAAAGAGUUACCCUUGUCUCUAUAUAGGUGUCCUAAUCUUACAAAUGUACCAUCGAGCAUUUUCUAUGGAUUGCAACGUCUGGAGGAUCUUGAUCUACGGGAAUGCUAUAAGCUUGUUACAUUUCCAACAGAGUCAGAUUCACUGCCUCCUCCACCGGUCUUUUCAACUAACCUCACUUCCAGAUUACAAGUUCAUCUGGGCGAUUGCGAGUCGCUUCAAGAAAUUUCAGAAUUUCCACGAGAAAUAGAUAGCUUAUAUGUGAGUGGUUGUGAGUCAUUGAAAAGAAUUUCAAAGCUGUCAAAAAUUUUGGAGGGGAAAGAUUCAAAAAUGUUCGGUGAGUUGGACUUGACUAAUUGCUGGAGACUCUGCGACAAUCUGGCUCGUACAUCUGGAGUAAUAUCAGAGGUUGAAGUUGACAAGCGACUAUUUCAUGAGGGAUCUGAAGAAUUGAUGGGAGAGGCCGAGAAAUUGACGGCUUUGUUGACUCUUUUUUUCUCUUGUGCGAAAUCUGAAGAAUUUCGAGUACGCUUCGGUGCAACUGCUCGGAUUCCAUACUGGUUCACCUGCCGUCAGGAUGCGAACUGGGAUGUGAAUGGUGAUGUGAUAAAUAAAGAGCUUGAGUUUUGCAUUAAAAUUCCUCAAAACUCCAAUUGGGACAACAAGGGGUUGGCUCUCUGUAUUCAAUCGGGUACUUCUGGGGUCUUUCCUUCAGUUUACAUCAAUGGAAUAAAGUUCGAUGAGAAAUACAUGGCUGUUCGGUAUCAAGUGUGUGUGCAUUAUAUUCCAUUCGUUACACUAAGAAGGAGGUUGAGUGAGUGUGGGAUGGACGAUGAUAAUCUUCGAGUUAUGUUUCGGUUUGAAAAUAUUCAUACUUCAGGCGACAGGCCUUCUGGGGGAAGCUGCGGAGUCCACCUGAUCAAAGAUUUGGAAGGGGAAGGCCGAUGAUAGUCCAGCUGACUUCCAAAACGCAUUCUGUUGUCCAAGUAUAUGCUGAUUCUGCUGCCACUGAGGAUGACAUUUAUUGACACACCCAAGUUACAAAACACUUACCUCGGAAGAACUACUCCUUUGAAAACAAGAUGCUCGAUCACCAUCAUACAAUGUUAAGGAGUGUUCAAUUUAGAGGAAAUGAUCGAGUGAGUCUUUGGAAUCAAACCUCUAAAGCAUGAUCAAUGGAGUUGAUAAGACCAACACCGAGGGUAUCUAUGUCUGAAUUCCUUGUCUGUUCCAGAGCAGUAAAGACGCACACAUUGAUCAAUAUUUCAGAAAUAAAAGGA